Messenger RNA from Linum tenue, 3658 nucleotides. Lineage: Eukaryota; Viridiplantae; Streptophyta; Magnoliopsida; Malpighiales; Linaceae. The record is from the annotation of a GenBank genome assembly.
AUGGAAUCCACCAAAUUGCUUUUCUUCCUCCAAUACUGUUUCAUUGGCUACUGCUAUCUCGCCAUUGUAGCUCUUGGUGUCCAGCAUAAUGUGGUGGAGGUGGAGGUGGAGGUCUCGGCUCUGCUCGCAAUUAAAUCGAGCCUGGUCGAUUCGUCAAACCAGCUUGCGGAUUGGAGGUUGGGUUCUGGGAGUCACUGCAACUGGACCGGUUUGAGUUGCAAUGCCAAGGGUCUUGUGGAAAGGCUCGACCUUUCCAACAUGAAUCUCAGUGGCAGCAUCUCGGAUCACAUUCAGCACCUGAGGAGUCUAUCAUUUUUCUCUGUCUUCAACAAUGGCUUCACCUCUGCCUUGCCGGAAUCUUUGGGGAAUCUCACUUCACUGAGGACUGCUGACUUCAGUAUGAACAACUUCAUCGGCAAGUUUCCAGCUGGCCUUGGAAUGGCUCCAGGGUUGACUUUGCUCAAUGCCUCAAGCAACAACUUCUCGGGGCUUCUCCCUGCGGAUCUAGGCAAUGCGACAUUGUUGCAAAGCCUGGAUUUUCGAGGGAGCUUCUUCCAAGGGCCGAUUCCUGGAUCUUUCAGGAAUCUGCAGAAGCUCAAGUUUCUUGGCCUUUCUGGUAAUAACCUGACUGGAAACGUCCCAAAGGAGAUCGGCCAGCUGACUUCUUUGGAGACGAUAAUUCUGGGUUACAAUGAGUUUGAAGGAGAAAUCCCAGCAGAGAUUGGCAAUCUCACCAAUCUUCAGUAUCUAGAUUUGGCUGUUGGCAGUCUCAGUGGCCAGAUUCCUGCUGAAUUAGGCAAGCUGAAAAUGCUCACAACUUUGUUUCUGUACGGGAACAACUUCACUGGCAAGAUCCCACCAGAACUUGGCAGCAUUCAAUCUCUCACAAUGUUGGAUCUCUCUGAUAAUCAGAUUUCAGGAGAGCUGCCUGCGGAGAUUGCUGAGCUCGAGAAUCUGGAGCUGUUGAAUGUGAUGCGAAACCAGCUCACUGGUCCAGUCCCUAGCCAGCUCGGUAACCUGACCAAAUUACAGGUACUCGAGCUGUGGAAGAACUCUUUUACAGGUUCGUUGCCAACGAAUCUCGGGCAGAACUCGCCUCUGCAGUGGCUAGAUGUGUCGUCCAACUCGUUGUCAGGUGAGAUUCCGUUUGGUCUAUGUGACUCGGGGAAUCUCACCAAGCUCAUACUCUUCAACAACUCAUUCUCUGGUUCAAUCCCAAUGAGCCUCACGACUUGCAAGUCACUGGUUCGGGUCAGGAUGCACAACAAUCAUCUCUCUGGGGCAAUUCCAGUAGGCUUUGGUACCCUCCCACAGCUUCAGAGGCUGGAAUUGGCCCAAAACAAUCUCACUGGUCAAAUCCCUGAUGACCUUUCUUUAUCCACUUCUCUCAACUUCUUUGAUGUCUCUGGAAACCAUCUCGACUCCUCUCUUCCUUACAACAUCCUCUCCCUUCCGACACUUCAGACAUUCAUGGCUUCGGGCAACAGCUUCCAGGGCAGGAUACCAGACCAGUUCCAGGACUGCCCAUCGCUUUCGGUCCUUGAUCUCUCCACCAACCAUUUUUCAGGAAACCUUCCACAAAGCAUUGCUUCGUGCGAAAAGCUGGUGACUUUGAAGCUCAGGGGAAACCAGUUCAGUGGAGAAAUCCCACAUGCAAUUGCCACAAUGCGCACUUUAUCCAUUCUUGAUCUGUCAAAUAAUUCUCUGACUGGUCAUAUCCCACCAACCCUUGGAAGCUCGCCAGCGCUGGAAAUGAUCAAUGUAUCACAUAACCAGCUACAAGGUCCAGUUCCAUCCAACGGCUUAUUUGCUUCUAUAAACCCUAGUGACCUCGUAGGCAACCCUGGCCUUUGUGGCGGCGUGCUUCUGCCUUGUCCUACAAUGCCUCCAACCUCAAGGCAGCGGCAAAAUCUCCACGUCCGGCACAUUCUCUUCGGACUCCUUGUUGGAAUCGCAGUGAUUCUAUUUCUCGGCAUUGCAUUCUUUGCAGGGAGAUGGGUGUACAAAAGGUGGUACCUGUGCAAUAGUUUUGUUGAUGAUUACUUCAACAAAAGCAGCAAAGAAUGGCCAUGGACAUUAGUAGCAUUCCAAAGGCUGAGCUUCACCAGCAAUGACAUACUGGCAAGCAUAAAAGAAUCGAACAUUGUCGGCAUGGGAGGAUCAGGUAUCGUUUACAAAGCUGAAGUCCACAGGCCACAUGGAGUGGUGGCAGUGAAGAAACUCUGGAGAACUGAACCAGACAUUGAAAAUGGUGAUGAUCUGUUUGGAGAGGUCAGCCUCCUGGGGAGGCUCCGGCACCGAAACAUUGUGAGGCUGCUAGGGUACCUACACAAUCAAAAAGAUGUUGUGAUGAUUUAUGAGUACAUGCCAAAUGGAAACCUGGGAACAGCUUUGCAUGGUAAAGAAGAUGAGAGGUUGUUGGUGGAUUGGGUCUCAAGGUAUAACAUAGCCUUCGGAGUUGCUCAGGGGCUGCACUACCUCCACCAUGAUUGUCGCCCUCAGAUCAUCCAUCGUGACAUCAAGUCCAACAACAUCCUGCUUAAUGCUAAUCUUGAGGCGAGAAUUGCUGACUUCGGAUUGGCAAGAACAAUGGCUCAUAAGAAUGAGACAGUUUCGAUGGUGGCUGGAUCUUACGGCUAUAUUGCACCUGAAUAUGGAUACACUUUGAAGGUUGAUGAGAAGAGCGACAUAUACAGCUUUGGAGUAGUGCUUUUGGAGCUCCUGACUGGGAAAGUGCCUCUAGACCCAGCAUUCGGAGAAUCUGUUGAUAUUGUGGAGUGGAUCAGAACCAAGAUGAGAAACAAUAAACCAUUGGAAGAAGCACUUGACUCUAGCAUAGCAGGACAAUGCAAACUUGUACAGGAAGAGAUGCUUCUGGUUCUACGGAUUGCGAUUCUUUGCACAGCAAAGCUCCCAAAGGAGCGACCAUCCAUGAGGGAUGUCAUAACAAUGCUUGGAGAGGCAAAGCCAAGAAGGAAAAGCAUUUGUCAAAAUGGAACACAUAACUCUGUGAAAGAUAAACCGGUUUUUAGCAGCUCACCUGUUAUAGGCCUUCUAUAGGUGCAAGAAUCCCCUCUCUUGCUUCUGUAUUUUCUGUCAACUCUAUUUUCUGUAAAUCAUUCUUUCUCACCCAAUUAUUACCUGUUAUGGCUGCCAGUAUAUGCCGCCAUGUUUUCUUACAAUUUUUCAGAUAUGUAAUUUCAUCGAACAUUUAAUGCAACAUAACAUGAAGUAGUCUUUACAAUAUCCAAUGCCUGGCAAAAUAUAUUCCAGUGUCAGGAAUAGAUAGAAUAUUCUCAUAGACAAUUUCAUCAACAACUAUAUCAAGUUGAAUCUACUUCUGAUUCUGUGUCGAACUCUCAAAUUUGAACCUGCAGUAAAACUUUUGGAAUGCAAUCUCCUGUUUUGCUGCUGUAAAUGCUUUGUCAAUCCACGGGCAUGCAGUUAUGCAGUCUUCUCAGCCUGUUGCUUCUGAAACCAUCACAAGUGACCAAAGCAUAAUACAGACUGACAAACACCUGAGGUAAUUCUCCUUAACCAAGAACAAACUAAACACUCACUGCACAAAAAUAGAAUCCAGAUACCUCUGGCAAAAGUAUGAAUAAGACGCUUAUUGUUCCCGCGAUUGAGAAGACAUUUAACAGAGAAAAGAUGCUCU